AUGUUACAUGAAAGACAUCCUAAUCAAGCUACUACUUGCAGUGAUAUUGGUGACGUUCAUCGGUUAUUGGGAGAUUAUAAAAAGGCGAUUGCCUUUCAUCAAAAAGCAUUAAAUAUUCAAGAAAAUAUUGAAUGUAAUCCUCUGGAAUGUGCAACGACAUACACAAAUUUAGGUGAAACUUAUCGAGAAAUGAAAGAUUAUUCAACAGCAUUGACAUAUCUUAAAAAAGGAUUACAAAUACGUGAAAAUAAAUUACCAAAAAUCAUCCUGAUUUAG
This is a messenger RNA of Rotaria sp. Silwood1, 276 nucleotides long. Lineage: Eukaryota; Metazoa; Rotifera; Eurotatoria; Philodinida; Philodinidae. The record is from the annotation of a GenBank genome assembly.